AUGGCGAACCGAAAGUACACAGCCAUAUCUCAGGCUAAAGAAGCCCGUAGAGAGUACAAUAUACUCGCACAGCAAAGAUAUAGAGAGUAUGUGUUCAAUUCGUGCCCGUUCAAUGUAACUCAAGAGCAUCCUCUUCGUGCCUCACUUGCCCCAUUGGAACAUGUGACUAGUAUUGAUCAAGCGCUUAACGAACUCUUGGCCAGCAUUGAAGACCCAUGCGUCCAGAAAUCUUUACAGGAUCCGAUUGCGCGCAUCGAUUCCAGAUUCAAAGAUCUUGUCAACCGGGUGCACCGAAAAGAGCAGCUUGUUAUGCCCACAAUCCAUUACAGUCCACAUGCGUCGGCUGCAGUUUGUAACAGAGAGCACAACAUGUUGGCAGAUACGAUCGCAUCACUCAGCACACAGGUAUACAGGUACCGUGCCCAUCAUAUGAAUCUCACAGAAAUCAAAAGUCUCAGCGCACAGUUAAUGCAGGUGGCCAUGUUUCCUAAAAAUAUCCACACGAUAUGCGACGCUUCUACAGUGAUUAGCGAUUGCGGCUUCACCUCUGCAAGCAGCAUCCCCAAAGUCAAGUCAUCUUGA
Molecule: messenger RNA, 582 nt
Organism: Bipolaris zeicola 26-R-13
Lineage: Eukaryota; Fungi; Ascomycota; Dothideomycetes; Pleosporales; Pleosporaceae
Exons: 2
Coding region: 1-582 (193 amino acids)
Source: RefSeq, a predicted model, not a curated record